UCCCACUCCAACACUGCGGAUGCUCAAACUGAUAAAUGUCAAGAUCUUCUGUGAUCACACGUUUUUCAACUACCAGCGAGGAUACCUUCUACCAGCAAUAACUGAGGUAUGGACACAGCACCAAGCGGCACUCCUGGUUGAGUUGCAGGGCAAGGAAACCGACUUGGCUGCUGAUGGAAGAUGCGAUUCUCCGGGCCACAACGCAAUUGCCUAUCGUACAGUUUCUAUGAUGGGAAGCUGAACAAGGUUGUCCAUACAGUACAGGUUCAGUCAAAUGAAGUGGCAUCAAGCUACCACAUGGAGCUGGAAGCACUGCAGCGUGGCCUUGAAGAACUGCAUGAUUUCAACGUCGGUGUACGGUCUUUGACAACAGAUCGGCAUCCCAGUGUACGGAAAUACAUGCAUACAUCACACCCAGAGGUUAACCACCAGUUUGAUGUCUGGCACGUUUCCAAAGGCAUUCGAAAGAAGCUGAUGAGUGCCAGCAAAGGAAAAGGUUGCGAAGCACUUGAGCUAUGGUCAAAGCCUGUGGUGAAUCAUCUGUACUACUGUGUCACCCACAGCGAAGGAGAUGCAGAGCGUGUGUUAUCGAUGUGGAAGAGCCUUAACAAUCAUGUGUGCAACAUUCAUGAGGGCCAUGAAGGCCCAUAUCCACGCUGUCUGCACCCUGUCCUGGACGAGAACGACCGACCAUGGCUCAUUCCUGGGUCACAGCCUCAGAAGAAGCUAGCAGAGAUAACCCUGGCAAAAUAUCUGUUGAAGGAUAUUCCAAAGCUUUCUCCUGAUGUUCAGACAUCAAACUUGGAAGCAUUCCACAGCCUUCUCAUCCGGUUUGCUUCCAAGUCUGUUGGGUAUGGCCCCAAAACUAUGAAAUGCAGGACGCAGCUAGCCAUCCUGCAUUUCAAUGAAAACUCCAACAGGGCCCAUGCUUUCACAGAAGAUGGAGAACUGCGCUACCUAAUGAAGCGAUCGAAGGUGUACUCUGGAGAGUAUGUUGCGCUGCCCAUCAAGGAGGAGCCUACCUUCAAUUAUGCUCGCAAGCUUGUGGACAAGGUGGUAGAGCUCUGCCAUAAAUGGCCUACAUUUGAUGACGCAUGGGCUGCAAACUCUCCCGAUGAACUGCCUAGUCUAACGAAGAACGAGCCCCCUGUAGACAAGAGGGCACUUGUAGAGGCCAGGCAACACCGUCUAGAGAUGUGUCGCUGCUGCCUGUGCAAGGAAGAUUCGCAAAUGUAGGUCUAAAUCCAGUGUAGUACGUUGAAGGGAACUUUUCCCGAAUUGCCCACACAACACAUGAUGGCAGCACAUGACGGUUCCCUUCGCCAAGGUGCCCCCAGAGCCAGGAUGCACACUGCCGGUAGGCAACAUAGCGGUACCUCCUGUAACAAACGGAACAACAUCAUUAUGACGAGAACUGUAUUUUUCUCCUACAGGGUCUGCUGCUUCAUGGCCGUGGGCCAGCAUGUCAUUUAUUGAACAUGACACUGGAGAUGACACAUUUUGUUUGACAACUUCAAUUUGAGCUUUCAGAAAGCAGCUUGCAGGUGAGUGACUACGAAAGAGUGAAACUGAACCGCAAGACCGAUAGAAUCAUCUGUGUGGAAGGCUAGCUUAUCAUACUACGCACUGGG
Molecule: messenger RNA, 1631 nt
Organism: Ornithodoros turicata
Lineage: Eukaryota; Metazoa; Arthropoda; Arachnida; Ixodida; Argasidae
Exons: 9
Coding region: 181-1236 (351 amino acids)
Source: RefSeq, a predicted model, not a curated record